Messenger RNA from Physella acuta, 4609 nucleotides. RefSeq names its product mitogen-activated protein kinase kinase kinase 20. Lineage: Eukaryota; Metazoa; Mollusca; Gastropoda; Physidae. Gene Ontology annotation, cellular component: cytoplasm. The record is from RefSeq and is a predicted model, not a curated record. Gene Ontology annotation, biological process: protein phosphorylation. Gene Ontology annotation, molecular function: protein binding; protein serine/threonine kinase activity; ATP binding.
GAGUGAUGUUGGAAAGUUUUGAGAAAAGAUAUGUAUGCAGCAUUGGACAGUAAAAAAAUUGGAUCAAUGGGAACUCUUGUGGAGAUUCGGUUUGAUGACUUAUGCUUCUAUGAACGCUGUGGUGGUGGAACUUUUGGUAGUGUUUAUAGAGCACUAUGGCAGUCACAGAACAUGAUAGUAGCUGUUAAACGUUUGCUAGUACUGGAAAAAGAGGCGCAGGUACUCAGUAGUUUGAGUCAUCGCAACAUAAUAAAAUUUUAUGGAGCUGUAAUUCAAGAUCCUAAUUACUGCUUAGUAACAGAAUAUGCACCAAAUGGUUCUCUCUAUUCCUACAUGCAAAAUCCAGAAAAUGCUUUGGAUUUUCGUCAGAUUGUAAAAUGGGCUAUUGAAAUAGCAAGAGGCAUGAAUUAUCUACAUAGAGAAGCACCAGUGAAAGUUAUUCACAGAGACUUAAAAUCCAAAAAUGUUGUAAUUGCUGAAGAUUGGACAUGCAAGCUUUGUGAUUUUGGGGCAUCAAGAUUUAUUGGCAGCACAACAAGAAUGUCUUUGGCUGGAACCUUUCCUUGGAUGGCACCAGAGGUCAUUCAAAGUUUUCCUGUUUCUGAAUCUUGUGACACAUGGUCAUAUGGAGUGGUUCUUUGGGAGUUGCUAACUAAAGAAGUUCCAUUUAAUGGUAUUGAGGGAUUCCAAGUUGCUUGGUUGGUUGUUGAAAAAGGGGAGAGACUCAUGAUACCUAGUACUUGUCCACCAAGCUUUAGAAAGAUGAUGGAACAGUGUUGGCAGCUUGACCCUAAGCUGAGACCAAAUUUCACACAAAUAUUGAUGCUGCUGAAAACAAUGUCUGAAGAUGAAUCCCUUCUUGACUUGACCAACUCCUUCCUGGAUCAUAAAGGUGUAUGGAAGAAAGAAAUUCAAGCAACAUUGGAGCGAUUAAAACGUGCAGAGAAAGAUAUUUGUGACAGGGAACAAGAGCUAAGAGAGAGAGAAUUAAAACUUAAAGAGAGAGAAAGAUCCUUAAAUCAACAGUUCAAUAUAGUGAGGCUGGAGGAUUAUGAUGUAAAUACAUGGAGAGAUGUCGAUGUCUAUCAAUGGGUGAUGCAGUUAAGAAGUUCAGGUCACACAGCAGAUCUUGCACAGUAUGCAGAUUUGUUUCUAAGCAAUCAUAUUACUGGACGUAGAUUGCUGCGCUUGUUAGAGAAAGAUUUAAAGGAGUUGGGCAUUGUCAGUGUUGGUCAUGUCAUGGAUUUUCAGUUGGAGAUUGAAACAUUGAAGACCCACAACUUUAGGCUGCUCAAUUUUCCACCUCUUAUAAAACCAGGGGAACAGAACUCCCAUCCCCAGACAAGAGAGUUUGUUGCAGUCAUGUUGAUAUUUGGACAUCACUUGAGGAAAGGAUCCUCAGCUGAAGAAACCAAAUGGAAAAUGUACUUGGAUUUUGACAUAGAAGAUGACAGUGACAAGACUGCCCUUACCCUUGUCAAAGAAGUCGCAUUCACCUGUAAGAUGCCUGAUUAUGGGACCUAUAAAUUAAAACAGCCACCAUUUAUCAUGAACACCUGGUGUCAAGGUAUUGUGAAAGAAAUGACUAUUGAAUGUGUCAUAACAUAUGAGCCAACUGUUCAUAAACCUCGCAUGACCAGAUUUUUAUAUGAACUAGAUGGAGAAAAUCCAGCAUCCACUCAGAAGUCUUUAGUGCUCACACUUAACAGACUCUUGCCAGAGACAAUAGAGAGUGUUGAGACGGGUCCUCUUACAGCCAGCUCCAUGCCUACCUCCCCCAUCAACAACUCCUCCAUGUCACAGCUACACAAUGUCAGUUUUCCUAGUUUACAAGGUGCCUGGUCCAAGUCUUUCUUUCCUGUGGAGCUACCUCAGACAAAAUCUAUUGCUCAGCCUAAUCUGUGGGCCAACAUAGUGGCAGGGAGGAAGUUAAGUAUCAGCAAGCCCAUACCAGGGACCACCAAUGUUCUCUUCUCUGAGCCUACAUCUUCAUUCUCUCCCAUGAGUCGCAGCAUCAGCCAGACUUCCAAGACUGACCACCCAUCUUUCACUGCAUCACCAUCCCUCACACUUUCUGAGGAGCAGAAAGAGAAGGCAGCUGGCAGUGGCAACCUGACCAAUCAGAAGGUUGUAUUUUCUAUUGGAGAGGGGGAUGAGGCUUCUUGCUCGGGUACAACAAACAGCUCUGAGAGUGGUUUCAGUGAACACGCUAGCAGCCACACAUACGCUGAUGCCUGCCGCACCACACACAGUGAUCAGUCAAAGGUCAAGGGCAAUGACCAAAAUAAAAACCUUUCAGUGUUUACAAAUGCACGGGAGCCAAUACAGGUUAAAUAUUCCGGACAGGAUCCUGCACAGAGUCAGACUUCUCAAAACCGUUCCAAUCAAGAAUACCAAAGAGGGUUUGGCCGAGGCGAAGGUCAAAGGGUAAGAAACUUUAACAACAGAAGAGGUGAUGGUUGGAAAAAUAGUCAAAAUUUUGAAGGGAGAAAAUACCAAGAGGAAAAUACAUUUGUCAACAAUCGCAGCAGUGGUGGGAAACAGAACAACAGGAGAAGAUUCAAGAGACAUGGGGAGGUGGAGCAGCCAUGGGGUGCUCGGGUCAAUCAGUCUGAGAGUGAGCCUGUCCUGCUGAGGCACCAGCACAACAGCCAUUACAGGAGGGCUUUCAGUGGGGGUCACAUGUCACCACUGGGCACAGAGGGGAAGGUUGUGUCCAGAGGUGGGAGAUGGACAGACCAUUCCCAGAUGAGAGGCCAAAACUGUGCUGAAGGGAGGGAGAGGCAUGAUGAUAGUGCAAUUACUGAUGUGACUAAACACAUUGAGCAGGUGAAGUUUGAGGACGAGGACAGUUUUCAUACAGUCAGGUACAAGAGAAACAACAGCAGUGACCAGUUUGUCUAACUGGUAGAAAGAUAUCAGCAGCAACUUUGUCAGGGAUGUGUUGUCCAAGUUUUGUAUAAUCAGUUUGUGAGUAGUGAGCUGUGUAAGCUUUGAGAUGAUGUGUAAGCAGUCAGAUGAUGUGUAAGCAGAUGAUGUGUAAGCAGCCAGAUGAUGUGUAAGCAGAUGAUGUGUAAGCAGUCAGAUGAUGUGCAGUCAGAUGAUGUGUAAGCAGUCAGAUGUCUAAGCAGUGAGAAGACAUGUUUGCAAUGUGUAAGAAGUGAGGUGAAUGAAACACAAAGUAUAUGACCAAUGUCUUAAACAGUAUUGUGUUAUGAUGCAUUGCAAGUUUGAUUGUUUUGAUGUUAUUUUUUGAUGUUAUUUUAGUUGCGCUGUUUUAUGGCUUUUGAUUUUGAUAGCAUGUGUAAGCUGUGCAGCAUAAAUUAAUUUUAUAAAAAAAUCUGUAAUUGUAUAUUUCAAUCAUUGUGAUAUAUUUGAAUGUAUUAUAUCAUACAUUUUUACAACAUUUUCCAUCUUGUCUUUCAUCAACUUUUUUGUGGAUAGGACAUUUUUUCUGUCUUCCCAAAUGAAUUAUGAAAAAGACAAUCCUAUCCUGGAAAUAUUUUUGAUUCUCUCUAUUUUCUGACUGCUUUUAUACAAAAUAUUUAUUUUAGAGAAUGUUUAGUUAUAUUUCCAUGAUUUUAUAUCUUCCUUUAUUGUGAGUUGGUGGCCCAGUUGAAUAGCACAUGUUUCUGAGAAAGUCAGGCAGCUAAAAAUAGAGAACAAUCUGUACUAUGUAUCCCACUAUAGUUUUCUUUGUUCUAUGUCCAAGUCAGUUUUAAUUGAAAUGUUCCCUUUUAAUUGACAUGAUGUUUAGAUGAAUGUUUGUUUGUUGUAUUAAAUAACCAUUGGGUAGUUUUUGUGAACCUCAUUAGCAAGUCUGUGUGGGUGAAGUUACAAAUAGACCUCAGUAGAUAAAAUCACAACUUUUGUCAACUUAAUGGUUUCUUUUUUUCUAGGUUGAAUGUAGGAUACAUGAAAAUUAGAUAACACUUACUUAAUAACUUCUUUAGUAAAAAACCAUUUAGUUUAUUCUUCAAUGUAUCUUUAGCUACAUACAAUACAUGCAACAUUGUAAAGUGGCAAUCGCAUAUUUAAAAAAUACAUUCCAUUUUUUAAUUAUAACUUAGAUACCUAACCAGCUUGAUCUUAGAAGAGCAGUGAGAGUGACUUAUCUGAUUUGCAAAAUUUCUAUCUUGAUCAUUAUUACUUGUUACUUUGUUGACUUAAUAUAUGCAUGAUGGGUUGGCGUGGUCAAAUGGUAAAGCAUAAUACUGCUAGUCGAGUUCAAAUCCGGAUUCCAGUCUGUAGAACGUAUAGCUCUGAUUGGUACCUGACUCAUAUGGAAGGUAAAGGUGACUGGGCAUAGUGCUGACCACACUAUCCCUUUUAUAUGCUGAGGUCACAAAAAAAAGGUGAACUCUACUUUUACUUGCCCCAUGGACCGUAUGGUUAGAGAAACUCUUUGUAAACAUUGCAGCUAAACAUCCCUUCUGAAGUAGCUUGUGAAUGGUUUUACAAGAAGUUAACUAUCUUGUGUAAAUGUAUUCAUGCAAUAUAAUGUCAUGUUGCAUUUUUUGGAAAUGUUGAACAUAUCCUUAACCUCAAACUCAUUUGCUCAAAAAAAAAAUUUAAUGUUUUAAAACAAUGAGUGAUGACAGUGUAAGCA